Messenger RNA from Trichosporon asahii var. asahii CBS 2479, 2760 nucleotides. RefSeq lists its product as uncharacterized. The record is from RefSeq and is a predicted model, not a curated record. The transcript has 5 exons. Gene Ontology annotation, molecular function: calcium-activated cation channel activity. The coding region runs from base 1 to 2760 and encodes 919 amino acids. Gene Ontology annotation, cellular component: plasma membrane. NCBI's taxonomy places the organism in Eukaryota, Fungi, Basidiomycota, Tremellomycetes, Trichosporonales, Trichosporonaceae.
AUGACUGACGAGAAUAGUGGCGGUCGCGAAAAGGCCCUGUCGGCCAACACACAGUCGUUCCUGACGUCCUUCGCGUUCAACGGUGCCAUCGCCGGCGCGCAGCUCAUCGCAUGGCUUGUCCUGCGUCCGCUCAUCAAGGGCGUGUACGAGCCGAGGACGUACAUUCCACCGCAUAUCCAGCAGGCGGUUCCGCUAGGCAAGAAUCUGAUCAUGCCAUUGUGGCGAAUCAUCAUGUCCGACCCGGACGAGAUUCUGCGGAAGAACGGUGUCGACCCUUAUGUCUUUGUCCGGUUCCUUCGGCUGAUGAUCAAGGCUUAUGUGCCGAUCUGGUUUGUCUCAUGGGCAAUUUUACUGCCGGUCGACUCUGUCAACUCGAGCCGCGAGGGCCGCCAGGGCCUCGACCAGUUCACGUUUGGUAACAUUGCGCUCAAUAAGCAAGACAGAUACUGGGCUCACCUGAUUCUCGCCUGGGUCUUCAACGGUUGGAUCAUCUACCUCAUCUGGACGGAGAUGAGGAAGUGGCUCGUGAUUCGGCAGACUUACCUCACAUCCCCAAAGCAUUCCAAGACCGCCCAGGCACGCACGGUGCUCGUCACUGGCAUUCCGCUCGAGUACAUGGACGAGGAGCGGCUGAAACAGCUCUAUUCGUUCCUGCCCGGGGGUGUCAAGACGGUGUGGCUGAAUCGCAACCUGAAAGAGAUGCCAUCCCUGUAUGACCGGCGUCUGGCGGCGUCUAACAGACUCGAAAACGCCCAGGUUCAGCUCGUUCAGAAGGCGUGGAAGUACCGUCACAAGCACGAGCAGCAAGCAGCCAAGGCCGAAAAGAAGGGCAAGGAGCCGGCACCCCUCGAGCCAGCGACCAAGCCACCGACGGACGGCUCGGCGCUGUCAUUGGCGGACCAGCUCGUCCCUCAUUCCCAACGUCCUACAAUGCGCCUGAAGCCGUCCUGGUCCCCGAUCGGGCUCGGCUGGCUCGGCAUUGGAAAGAAGGUCGACGUGAUUCACUGGGCCCGCAAGGAGAUCGCCGAGUGCACCGACCAGCUGGACAAGUCGCGCGACCAGCUCGGUCGCGACAUUGCAACGGUCGGCAUUGACGGCGACAACUACCCGCCCCUGAAUUCGGCCUUUAUCCUCUUCAACCAGCAGAUCGCGGCGCACAUGGCGCACCAGUGUCUUAACUACCAGGUCCCCUACGAGGCUCGUCUCCGCACGGUUGUUUCUUGGGCGUUGACUUUUGGCAUCAUUAUCGCUUGGGUGCCCCUGUACUCGUUCGGCAAGAAGCUGCUGCAGGGUGUCAUCACUGGUGUGCUUCCUCCUAUCCUUCUCGCUGUUCUCAACAUGUUGGUCCCCGUCAUCUACCGGCAGUUCUCCGCGCUUGCUGGAACGCCGAAUAAGAACUUGGUUGAGCUCGACGUCAUGACGCGGUUCUUCAUCCACCUCGUCGUGAACACCUUCGUGACCGUGACGCUCUCGAAGGGUCUGAUCCAGAGUUUGCCCGAGCUAGCAGCGAACCCUGCCAGUGUCCCCGCCACGCUCGCGAAGAACAUGCCGUCCGCAUCGACUUUCUUCAUCACCAUGAUCCUCACGCAGUUCACUGGUGCGGUUGGUGUGCUGCUGUCGCCGAUCACCCUUCUGUUCUACUACGUCCGUGUCAUUCUUGGUGGAGGUACGCCCCGCAAGAUCUUCAACGCCCGCUACCGUAUGCCCACGCCGACAUUUGGUGCCGACUUUGCGCUGAGCGCGUAUAUGAUUAUUUCGCCCGUGAUCAACGGUUUCGGUGCGGUCUUUGCCAUUGUGUCCUACUGGGUGUACAAGUACCAGUACAUCUGGGUCAUGUUCCAGCGCCCGUCCGAGGACACUGGCGGUCUCUUCUUCCCGAAGGCGGUCUCGCAGGUCUUUGUCGGUCUGUACAUCCAGGAGAUCUGUCUCUGCGCGCUCUUCUUCCUUGCGCGUGAUGAGAAUCAGCACGUGUCCGCCGUGCCGCAGGGCGCGCUCAUGGUUGUGCUCAUUGCCGCGACGGCGUCGGUGCACUUCCUGCUCGUGAACGCAUACGGCCCGCUGCGCGACUCGGUGCCCUUCUCGCUUGCGCACCUGACCCGCCGUCCGCACGGCAGCAGCAACAAGCUGCAGGGCGACUCGGAGUCGUUCGUGUCUGCCAAGUCGCAGACGCCCCUGAACCCGACCCCGCCUAACGAGCGGAGCGAGUACUCGUCCGAAUCGCAGAACCCCUCCUCGAGCAAGGGCGACCAUUCGUCGACGAAGGGCGACUAUUUCCCGGAGCCGAAGCCGGCUGCGCGCCGCGGUUCGACCAAGUCGUGGGAGGACAUCAAGUGGGACAGCAUGGCGCAAGACUGGCAGCCGGGGACGCAGGGCGACACCCCCCCGCCCUCUCCGCCGGCGAUAGCCAAGGAACGCGCGCAAGAGUCGAUAGCGAAGGAGUCGAUCGAGAUGGCCGAGCUGGGGCGCACGAGCACGCGCGUAGACCCAGAGGACGACAAGGAGGACACGGCCUUCUUCGCCGUCCCCGGCGGUCCGGGGGUAUACCCUCCUCCGCCGAGCGGGGUCGACCCUGCCGCCUUCUUCCACCCCGCGACGAAGAAUCCGCAGCGCACCGUCUGGCUCCCCCAGGACACGCUUGGCAUGGCAGCUCAUGAGAUGAGGGACAAUGUGGACGCGGGCGUGCUCACUACCACCAACAACGCGUUCCUCAACUCGAACGGAAAGGUCAAGGUCGUGGGCCGGCCGCCCGAUAUGCUCUAG